Messenger RNA from Haliotis rufescens (red abalone), 3504 nucleotides. Its product is annotated as calpain-A-like. Gene Ontology annotation, molecular function: calcium-dependent cysteine-type endopeptidase activity. The transcript has 11 exons. Lineage: Eukaryota; Metazoa; Mollusca; Gastropoda; Lepetellida; Haliotidae. Gene Ontology annotation, biological process: proteolysis. The record is from RefSeq and is a predicted model, not a curated record. Gene Ontology annotation, cellular component: cytoplasm. The coding region runs from base 443 to 2026 and encodes 527 amino acids.
UUUCCCUGCUUGAUGGGGAAUUUGCAGGCCCACGCACACACUCGUGGUAAUGCAUCUGUGGACUUGAAUGGUUUAGGCAUUAGGUGCAGGUUACUGCUGCCACCCCAUAGAUAAGGCAUUAUUUCUACCCAGCUGCGCGCAUUUGUUGGUUCCGUGGGCCUGCGUUGUUGACCUAAAUAGUUACCAAGGCGUACUAGGGGUAACCACCAUGCUAUUUCACAUAGCAAUCGUGUGGGAUAUGACAGUCAGUGAAUGUUGAUAUACUCUAUCUACAGAAAGUUAUACAGACUUAUCACGGGGACCAGAUAAGCAAAUGGUUGAUCGCAUCAUCAGUUGAGGCAAUACUCUGAAUACAGAUGCCACAGACAGCUCAUUCUCCCACUGAUGUGUAUGGACUUCUUUGUUAAUAGGCCAAGGCACACCAUUUCAACAUCUGUCAAGCAUGGGAUGUAUAUCCUCAAAACAAGACACCGGAGAUGUAUUUUAUAACUUCGACGAUGGUGUCACCAUCGGUGUUAAUGAAGGAAAGUAUAUGGACGACCCUCGUGGGUCUUCAUUGAAGUAUUGCUCAGUGGAUUUCAGGGCGUCACAAGUGCCAACAGCAUACAGGGCGCCACGCCCCCGUGUUGGCACAUGUGGUGGAUGUGGUGGGUGUGCAGGUUGUUCUGAAUGUUGCCGGAUGUGGACAGAUAAGGACUUUCCUUAUCCGUCGAACCAUGAAGUCUACUACCUGGACUGGAAGAGACCACACAUUAUCGUUGCUAACCCUGUGCUGUUUGCUGAAGGUCCUGACAAAUCCGACAUCAACCAAGGGAAUUUUGGAACAUGCUGGUUCUUGUCCAUGCUGUCGAAUAUUGCAGAAGAUAGAGAUCUUCUUAAGAAGGUGAUCAGCGAGAGGUCCUACACUCCUAUGACUGAUGGUAUCUUCCACUGUCGGCUGUGGAGACUGGGGAUAUGGGAGGACGUCUACAUCGACGACUUCCUGCCAGUCCAUGACGGUUCCAGGUUCCUGAUGAGUGCUGGCUCUGGUUCCGGCAACAGUGAGAUGUGGGUCUCACUGAUGGAGAAGGCGCUAGCCAAAUUCCACGGGUCCUACAGUGUGCUUGAAGGGGGGUGGCCGAGUGACGCUUAUCUGGCGCUGACUGGGGGUGUGCCCGAGACCAUCCGACUCGGGAACACUUCGUAUAACCCUGAGCUACUUUACCGUAGAGUCCGAACGGCCGUGGAUACGGGAGCCCUUGUGACAUGCGCUAUAUUUAACAAAGUUGCCCCCAAGGGUUUGGUCGGGCAGCACGCCUACUCGCUGAACGGAGCUGAUGUGGUGACGACAUUUGACAAUGCAAGAGUUCCUCUGCUGCGAUUACGAAAUCCACAUGGUCAAAACGAGUGGACGGGACGAUGGAGUGACACGAGUGGCGAGUGGAGGGGCGUGCGGGAAGGCAGAGAUCUCCUGCAAAGAAAAAAUGACGGAGAAUUCUGGAUGAGCCUAGCAGAUUUCACAAAGUAUUUCCAACAGAUUACAAUCUGCUCUCUCACUCCGGACUUCGACAUUGAUGGGAGAUCGGAUCAUCUCAACUACGUGUUGCGGAUAUUUGGAGAGUGGAGAGCAGAUACAUCGACAGGACAAGGACGAACACUAAAGGACAGGUUGAGAAACCCCAGGUUUUCGUUUGCCAUCCCCAAAGAAGGAGAGGAGGUGCCGGUUGUGGUGCACCUCAUACAGGGAGCAGGUCAACAUGAAGCUUACUAUGACAUACGCUGUGAUUUAUUCAAGGUGAUGAGUGACGAUGACAGAAGCGUAGCCGUUACCAAGGUGCAAGACAUGGAAGCGAAGGAACACUACUUCCGGUGGCGACAGUGUACCUUCCGCUACCGGUUGAGGCCAGGGAAUUAUUUUGUGGUCCCGUCCACAUCUCAAUCUGCUACAAGCGAGGAGUUUCUUUUGCGAGUCUUCUCUCCGUGUCCGUUGUAUGACUGCAGGAGCAUACCAAGAGAUAAACUGAUUUUACCCUAUCACAGACGAUGAUGCGGUGUUAUUAUUAGGCACAACAUCCACAACAUCGCUAUGGUAUCAUCAGCUACAUCAACGAUAUCGAUACCUCCGCUGCAAUAUCAGCGGCAUGGCCUUCGUCUUCUUCCACAUCAUUAGAUGCACAUAUUCGACAACGUCAAUGACAUCUCCACCACAUUGUCAGUGACAUCUGUUCAGCAGCAUUUGUGACAUUUCCACUGCAUUACCAGCGACAUCUGUGCAUUGCCAUCAGCGAGAUCAUCAGUCACAUAUUUGAGACAUCAUCAGCGACAUCUCUGUGAAUGCAACUGCCACAUCAUCAACAUCAGUAACAUCACUGCCACAUCAUCAGCUGCAUCUAAUCAACAUCAUCGGUGAGUUCUCCGCUGCGUUACCAGAGACAUCAUCAGUCACAUAUAUGAGAUUCAUCAGCGACAUCGGCCACAUCACCAGCAGAACGGCAAUGGAAACUGUAUUUAAUAUAAACCGUCAAUUUCAUCACCGACGCAAAAAAGCCCAACCUGCAUAUGUUGCCUUGAAUGUUUUACACUACGUUUUUAGAAGGUACGAAACCCGUAGCUACACCUGCACACAUUGCCAGAAUGAAGCCCAAUGCAACCCAAGUUACAGCACAGAACAAACAGGAUAAAGACACUUCAGUCACUUUGUCCCUGCGGGCAUGCCUGUGUCUUGUACGAGUUGAUUGUAUCCAAACAACGUAUAAUAUAUUUCAGAGUGAACGUUUUCUGAAAUUGAAUACAGUGAUAUUUGCAUUGCAGUGAAAAUAACACUUGAUAUGUAUUUCACUGUAGUGAAUAUAACUUUUUGACGGAACUUACAUGUCUUACAUGAGUUACCUCCAACAAAUUAUCUCCCCUUUAUCGGUAGUGUCCGGCCCGUACACAAACUGUUGACUUCCCAUUUAACUUAGUUCCACACAUUAUGACCGAUGGUCGUUGGCUGGUUGAUUGGCUUUUUGUUAAACGCCGCACUCAGCAAUAUUCCAGCUAUAUGACGGCGGUCUUUAAAUAAUCGAGUAUGGACCAGACAAUCCAGUGAUUGAUAUCAUGAGCAUCGAUCCACGAAAUAGGGACCGAUGACAUGCUUCAUCCACGUCAGCGAGUCUGACCACCCGAUCCCGUUAGUCGCCUUUUACGACAAGCAUAAUCGCAUUUUACGGCAAGCAUAGGUAGCUGAAGACUUAUUCCACCCCGGAUUUUAACGGGUAGACAGAUGGUCAACUAUAGAGUUAAUAUCGCUUUUUGUCGUUUGUUAUUCUCUUGAAAAUAUUUCGUAAUGAACUGUUAAUUUAUCAUGUAACUCGCAAGCCGAGACUGUUCUUUCGCAGAGCGCCAUCUCUGUCACAUGACCAGCGUUUAUGCUUCCUACAACGGUCACGUAGAGCUCAAGAAUACUUGAUUUUGAUUUUGCAUAUAAUCAUAUUCAAAUGUAUGAUAAAGCAUUUUAUUGACAUUAAAUACUUUUGUUACUUG